Molecule: messenger RNA, 2182 nt
Organism: Pyricularia grisea
Lineage: Eukaryota; Fungi; Ascomycota; Sordariomycetes; Magnaporthales; Pyriculariaceae
Exons: 4
Coding region: 447-1631 (394 amino acids)
Cellular component (GO): Golgi apparatus
Molecular function (GO): GDP-mannose transmembrane transporter activity; antiporter activity
Source: RefSeq, a predicted model, not a curated record
CCUGGCAAGUGGGCAAUUUCGUAAUUUGACACCCGCCGUUUAAAUCUUAUUACCUGUACCGCCGGAUUUCGCACGUUGGCUGUUGUCUUCCCAUACUGACGCGUCUCUUUGAUUCACCAGCACAGAAUUUCUCGACAUUGAGACCUGGCACAUCGACAAGUCUUCCUUAGACUACACGAGUGACUUCAAGUCCCCAAUAUCCAGCCUCAAAAGCGACAAAUAUCGACUGCAUUGUCUCAAGCCUUCUGCCGUAGCGUCCCCUGACGCUACAGCAUCCUGCUCAUCCUUAUCGAGUGCCAAUCUGGCCUAAGCCUCCACGGCUUUCGAUCUCGGGACUUUUUUUUAUCGUGAUUUUUCAUCCGCCGCCGGCUCUUUAGUCCUUGACAACAACACCUGGAACCCAAAGGCUCUUUGAUUUCCGCGCAUCCGCGAUAACCUCCUACACAAUGGCGGACAAGAAGAACGAAGAUUUCGUCGUCAGGAUGCCUGAUUCGGGCACCGUUGAGAAGGAGCCCUUUUUGGCCCGAUCGCCACCUGCUAGGGCCCGUACUGGCAGCGGCGGUGGUUUUGGUGACAGCUUCUCGCUCGCCAAGGUCGCCAACAACCCUCCGGUUUCGAUCCUGGCCUACUGCCUUUCCUCGAUCAGCAUGACUGUUGUCAACAAAUACGUCGUCUCGGGAAGUGAAUGGAACCUGAACUUCUUCUACCUCGCCGUCCAGGCCAUUGUGUGCAUUAUCGCCAUUAUGUUCUGCAAGCAAAUCGGUGUCAUCACCAACUUGGCACCCUUUGAUAGCGUCAAGGCGAAGAAGUGGUUUCCCAUCUCUCUGCUUCUCGUCGGUAUGAUCUACACCAGUACCAAGGCACUUCAAUUCCUCUCGGUUCCUGUCUACACCAUCUUCAAGAACUUGACCAUAAUUGCCAUUGCCUAUGGUGAGGUCCUCUGGUUUGGAGGCAGCGUCAGCCCCUUGGCUUUGGUCUCGUUUGGCUUGAUGGUUCUCAGCUCCGUAGUUGCUGCUUGGGCCGACAUUCAGAGCGCCAUCCACGGUGGCUCGCACCCCGCUGAGGCUUCUACAGCCAUCUCAACUCUCAACGCCGGCUACGCUUGGAUGGGCAUGAACGUCUUUUGCAGCGCCGCUUACGUUCUGGGCAUGCGAAAAGUCAUUCACAAGAUGAACUUCAAGGACUGGGACUCCAUGUUCUACAACAACCUGCUCACCAUCCCGGUGCUCAUUGUCUGCUCCCUCAUCGCCGAGGACUGGUCAUCUGCCAACUUGGCCAGGAACUUUCCUGUCGAGUCCCGCAACUCUCUCUUCAUUGGCAUGAUCUACUCUGGUUUGGGCGCUAUUUUUAUCUCGUACUGCUCGGCCUGGUGCAUCCGUGUGACGACCUCGACGACAUACUCCAUGGUUGGCGCUCUCAACAAGCUCCCGAUUGCUAUCAGCGGUCUUAUCUUCUUCUCAGCCCCCGUCACCUUUGGUUCCGUUUCGGCUAUUGCCAUCGGCUUCAUCAGCGGUAUCGUCUACGCGUGGGCCAAGGCCAGGCAAUCUUCUCAGGCCAAGAGCGCGCUGCCAACACAGCAGCCCGUCAUGAGCGCGAGUUCCCAGAGCAACAAGGACGCUUCGAACUCUUGAAAAAACGACUAUUGCACGAUGUUUGCGGCGUUUUUGCCCCGUGGAAUAAUUUGCUGUCUCGUUGCACCGCUGAGGACUGCGGUCCGUGGUCUGCAAUUCAAAUAAGAAUCCCGCAUUCAGCGUUGGGAAAGUUGGCCUUGUUGUUACUUCAUUUCUCAUUUGUCAUUUCGUGUAAAUCAAGCUCCAUUUUGUCUUGAACUCUUUUUAAUCGUCGUUUAUUUUGUCCAUUUGUCAUAGAGGUCAUUCGGCGCGCGCGCAACGGUCUGCCGACGGAGAUGGCAGAAGCAAACACUGGGCACAGCACAGACCUGCAAGACUCCAGAAAGACUUGCGAACGGACACAUGAAGCUUCUUGGGUUGGCGUUCUGGUUUGAAAGAAGGAAGGAAAGCCGUGCACCUGCAUUAUUAUACACGGGCAGCAGGCCGGCAGGCAUAUGGCCGUAUAGAAGAUCAGAUGAUGAGAUGAAAAUGUACACGUCAAAGUAGCGAAGAUAGCUGAUCACUAUCGAAUGCCUAUUGAACCUUAGGUACAAAAGCCAUUAAUAUUAUCC